AUGGGGGUGGACAGGCGGCAGAGAGCCUCGGCAGCCCUCUCGCUCGGCUUCAUCUCUUUAAUCUUCUCUAUCACAGCCUUCAGCAGCAGCUACUGGUGUGAAGGAACUCAGAAGGUAGCCAAACCGUUCUGCAGCAAACUCGCAGGUGGGACCCACUGCAUUCAGAUUAACAGCCCAGGUGGGAAUGACAGCAGCGUGGUUCAGUACAUCUGGGAGACAGGGGAUGACAAGUUUGUGGAUCGAAAGUUUCAUGCCGGCAUUUGGCAUUCUUGUGAAGAGAUGAUCAGUGAAAAUGGUGAGAAAUGCAGAAGUUUCAUCAGCCUGAUACCCCCAGCAGUUCAAGGAGUUCUAUGGUUGUCCAUUGCAGCAGAAAUCCUCUAUAUUAUUUUACUUCUGAUGGGCAUCACUCUCAUGUUGAUUGAAAUCUGUCAUUCCAUCAGUGUCCUGGAUGGGCUGAAGCUUAAUGCAUUUGCUGCUAUAUUCACUGUUUUAGCAGGUCUCCUUGGAAUGGUGGCUCACAUGAUGUAUACCACUGUAUUUCAAAUGACGGUAAAUUUUGGCCCAGAGGACUGGAGGCCUCAAAUGUGGGAUUAUGGCUGGUCUUACUGCUUGGCGUGGGUUUCCUUUGCCUGCUGCAUGGCUUCCUCUGUGACCACAAUGAACAGAUACACAAAAACUAUUUUGGAAUUUAAAUAUAAACAGAAGAAACUGGAGAGAAGUCUACAAGCUAAAUCCAAGCCUCCUGUUCCAGAAAAGGCUUGGAAGAUGUACGUUGACACCCUCCAGAGCACAAACGAGGACUUCAUGCAUCCCUUAACGGAUAUGCACAACCCAUCCAGUCCUAUGGGAUUUGCAGAGUUAAAUAAUAUUCCGGUGGCACAUUGUGAAGAAUAUUGCUAA
Protobothrops mucrosquamatus (brown spotted pit viper) is the source of this 900-nucleotide messenger RNA. RefSeq names its product germ cell-specific gene 1-like protein. Lineage: Eukaryota; Metazoa; Chordata; Lepidosauria; Squamata; Viperidae. Gene Ontology annotation, cellular component: plasma membrane. Bases 1 to 900 code for a protein of 299 amino acids. The record is from RefSeq and is a predicted model, not a curated record. The transcript has 5 exons.